Messenger RNA from Schistosoma intercalatum, 410 nucleotides. The record is from the annotation of a GenBank genome assembly. NCBI's taxonomy places the organism in Eukaryota, Metazoa, Platyhelminthes, Trematoda, Strigeidida, Schistosomatidae.
AUCGUGACCUUCAGAGAAUUUCAAGCAUCUGAAAAUACUACUUAGGUGUUCACACACGAUGAAAGUUAUCAAUAAAUUAAAUGUAUUGAAGAACGUUUACAGAGAGUAUCGUAUGGUAACUGCGAUAGAUGAUUGUGAGCCUUACGAAAAACUACUUAUUAAUACAUGCAUGAUGUUGAUAUUGUGCAGUCUGUUUUACAUGGCAUUUCUUUUAAUACCUGGAUAUGUGAUAAUACUGCAUCAGUUUUUGUUCGACUGUUUUAAAUAAGAACAAAAGUGGCUUUGGAAUAUAUUGUUGUGUUUUAUUUUUAGUAAUUUAUAUCCACACUAUUGUUAAGCUGAAUACAUCAGUAAGUUAUUUUUAUUAUUUUUUGAAUAUUUGCAUAAAUAUAAAACUUUCUAAAUCACUU